CCUGAAUGUGAAGCUCAAACUGAUGAAAACACGUUUCACGUCCCCUCGAUAUCAUGAACGUUACCAUUUGUGAAAACUCACUACUAUGCUUGAAAAUAUUAAUUUAGUGUGGUUAAGUUACUACGCCGUGACCGCCAAUUUACUAGAAAGCUGUCAUCUAACGUUAACGUCAGUAUUUCUAACGUUAGUGCUAGCCAGCUAGCACACCCAGCUAACGCCAGCUAGGAUAGUCACUUGUUCCCGUUCAGGAGGUUAAGGGUUGUCACAAGUAGACGGUUUCAGCCAAGGAAUUGCAUAUCAGCAGACACCACGGGCAUUAACUAGGCAUUGAUACGAUCUAUUAACUGCCCAAACACAACUCUAAAAGGGGUGCUGGAGGGUGGCGUGCGGAGCUACCGGAGCGCGGACUGGCCAGCGCUGUGAGUUACUACGCUGUGAGUGCACGUGCACGCUGCUCCCCGGGGCAUGAGCCAUGACGUCAGUGGUGCUGGUGGACAGCGGAGGAUCGGUGGUGGAGUACGUCACGGUGGUGGACGACUCGCAACAGGAGGCCCUGUGUGAGGAGGCGGAGUUGGAGACGGAGGGAGAUGGGGAGGUGGAGGAGGAGGAGGUGGAGGGGACUGAGGCUGAGUACCCGGCUGUGAUCGUGGAGCCUGUACCCAGCGCAGGACGCCUGGAGCAGUGCUUCGCCGCCCAGGUGCUCGUCUACGAUGACCAGACCUACCUGAUGCAGGGGGUCGCUCAGGAGCAGGAGGUGGAGACGGAGAUGGUGGAGAUCGUGGAAGCAUCGGUCCAUGGCUCAAGCGUUGACAAGACGAUUGAGGCGGCGGAAGCGCUUCUUCACAUGGACUCUCCCUCCAGUCUCCGAGGAGACCGCAGUCCAGAAGUGUUUGUGCCCCCCUGUGCCAACUCGCCAGAGAUGAUGCACGCAGCGAUGCGGCCUGACAUGCCAGCAGAGGUGGUGGUGGAGGUCAGCACCGAGGAGUCGGAGCCCAUGGACAUGGGGGUCAUGAUGGAGGAGACGGAGCUGGAGACCGAGCCGGUCAAGAAGAAGAAGGCUGGUCGCAAGCCAAAGACGCACAGCACGUCCGUGUCAAACGGCUCUCCAGACCUGGGAAUCAAGAAGAAGCCCAGAGAAGGAAAGGGCAGCACUACGUACCUGUGGGAGUUUCUGUUGGACCUGCUCCAGGAUAAGAACACCUGCCCCAGGUACAUCAAGUGGACCCAGCGGGAGAAGGGCAUCUUCAAGCUGGUGGACUCCAAGGCCGUGUCCAAACUCUGGGGCAAACACAAGAACAAGCCCGACAUGAACUAUGAGACCAUGGGACGAGCUCUCAGGUACUACUAUCAGCGUGGUAUUCUGUCCAAAGUGGAGGGUCAGCGUCUGGUCUACCAGUUCAAGGAGAUGCCCAAAAACAUUGUUGUCAUCGACGAUGACCAGUCGGACCCGGGCGGGGGCGACGAAUCGGCAGCGGCGGCAGCGGGCCUGGAGAAGUCGUACGAGCGCGUAUCCCUGGCCGGCGGCGAGACGGCCCUGUUGACCUCUGACCUUUCGAAGGCACCUGGGAUUCUCAGGGGCGCCGGUGGUCGCGCGGUGAUCCACACGGCCAAGGGCAAAGCCGGCGUCACCGCCACCACGCUCACGGCCACGCCCAUCCAGCACAUCGUCACCGUCUCCACGGCACCAGACGCCUCGCAGACGCAGCUCACGUCCCACGCCACGAUCAUUCCCACCGCCUCGGGGCCCAGGACGGUACGUGUGGCCAUGCAGGUGCCUGUUGUCAUGACCACGGCCCUAGGUCAGAAGAUCUCCACGGUAGCAAUGCCAUCCCACAACCCCUCUCUGUUCACCUCGGCCCCCACCUCCAUCGCCACCAUGACGGGCACCAACGCGCCCAAAGUGCUCAUCCAGACGGUGCCCACCAUGAUGCCCGCCACGGCGGAGAACGGCGACAAGAUCACCGUGCAGCUCGCCAAGAUCAUCACCAUCCCCGCCUCCCAGCUGGCGCAGUGCCAACUGCAGGCCGCCCCUGGCAAGCCCGGCUCGCCAACGAGCAUCAACCUGAUGGGCACUCCGCUGGCCAUGCGGGCGCUCUCCCCGGUGUCGAUGGCACCGGGCACCCAGGUGGUGCGCCUGGCGAUGCCCGCGCAGCAGGCCAGCGUGCCCGUCCAGCAGCCGCGGCUCCCGCUCAGCCUGGCGCCCACGCAGACCAUCUUCACCACCAGCAGUGCCAGCAGCAGCCCCAGGGUGUUCCAGGCCCAGCCGGCCGUGUCGGCAGCAGCCAGGGUGGUGGGCACCGUCGUGGCCACCACCACCGCCGCCGCCCCAGUCGCCCCAGUCGCCAGGCCCGCCAUCGUCUCCGCCAGUCAGACGCAAGCGCCGCAGUCGAUAACCGUUUCCACGGUGAGCGUCCCCACGACGACGACGACGACAACGGAGACGGCGGUGGCAGCGCUGAUGGUGUUGCAGGACACGUGCACGGAGCAGCGGGCGGCGGUCCAGGGGCAGGAGCAGCAGGCCGCAGAGGCGUCCCCUGGCCAGAGUCAGGAGGCAGAGUGCUGAGGGACAGGGAGGCUCGGCACAGAAUGUGUGUGUGGAUGGCUGAUAGACUCACGUGAAGAGGAUUGUAUCCAGACACACACGCACACGUACACACACACACACACACACACACACACACACACACACACACACAUACAUAUCCGGACUGGACUUAUGCGUUCGGCUUGUACAGUUUGAGACACAAAACAAAGAAAAGCUUAAUUUCUGUGAAAUAUGUGACUGUACAAAUACAACAAUAAUUUGCCAGCCAAGCCCUUGUAAAACAUCCAUAUGCAUAACGAUCUGUCGGCAGAGACCUGACACUAGAACCACAUUUUUUUUAAAUCCCAUUUUUGUAAACACAAAAACUCUCAGCGAGGAAUAGGAACUUCGCUGAAAUCUCAGCAAUUUACAAAAAAAGGGACCAAUAUAUAACAUUAGAUUUUUUAUAAAAAAAUCUGUUGACACUAACGGCAUCAAGCCGGAAAACUAUAUGACAAAAAAAAAAAACACUAACAAAUAAUCAUACCAAAUGUGAACUUAAAAAGGGAGGAAUGGACUGAAAAAUUAAUUUGCAACACUUUUUGUAUAAAGUUUCUUUUUUUUCCCUCUUGUAUAUUGCAUAUAUGAUGCAAAAACCAGCAAAACUGUUUCAACUAUCACUGUGCACACAAAGCAUCAACGGUCUUGAUGCCGAGUGACCUACACAGGACAGAACUGACAAGUCCGGUCCCGGCCAGCUCCGCCAAGGGAGGCCUAAAGGGAAUUUGUAUAUACUUGCUUACAGUUUACGCUAAUCUCAAAGUGAAGCAGCCUUAGAUUUUUGUUUUGUUUUUUUAAAACAAAUAAGCUUAUCUGGCUUUUUUUUUUGUGCUCUUUCGUUUUGAUACCUUGUACCAAGCACAGUAUUACUACAGGACGCAAGAUUUGUAAAACAGUUUUAAGUUGAGGAUGCCAGUGGGGUUAGGCGCUUGAGGCUGUCCAGUCUUAUAGGAUGCGACUGCCACUGUAUCAAACCUCAGGCUGCUUCAAGAAGCUAGAGGACGUUGGCAGCCAGGUUGCCUCUGGUCUUCGCCUCCCCCCCGUGUUGGUCCGAGAAGUCAGAGGUCAAGUAUGGUGGCCUGAGCCACAGUGGCUACUGAUAUUCUGCUAUCUUUCUUUUUUUUUGCAUUCAAGUUUAUUUCCCCUUAGUUUCCAGAGAAGGGGAGAGGAAGAUGUUCGCAUUCAGAAUGAACUAGUUUGUAUAUUCAACAUUUGAAGUAUAUUCUAUUUUGUUGUACUCUUGUUUCAAAGUGUAUUCAAGUAGAUUUUACUUAAUUAUAAAAAAGCUAUUCUAAGAACUUGGUUUGUGGUUUGGUUUGUGAAACGAAUC
Sardina pilchardus (European sardine) is the source of this 3914-nucleotide messenger RNA. RefSeq names its product E74-like factor 2b (ets domain transcription factor) (gene elf2b). Lineage: Eukaryota; Metazoa; Chordata; Actinopteri; Clupeiformes; Clupeidae. Gene Ontology annotation, biological process: cell differentiation; regulation of transcription by RNA polymerase II. Gene Ontology annotation, cellular component: nucleus. The transcript has 9 exons. The coding region runs from base 473 to 2563 and encodes 696 amino acids. The record is from RefSeq and is a predicted model, not a curated record. Gene Ontology annotation, molecular function: sequence-specific DNA binding; DNA-binding transcription factor activity, RNA polymerase II-specific.